GAUGUACAAUCACCAUUUACUUAGUAUUUCAACAAGGAAUAAAGAAAGAAGAUAUAAACAACUAUGAAGAUGUAUAAGAUAAUCUACCAAAAUAAUAGUAGAAAAACAAAGGGUAUUAGGUAUCCAUCCAUGACAUAAAAUCAGUACAAUAUACACCAGAAGCAAAAAUAGCUCUUUUGUUGAUUUUCGUCAUCUCAAAGUCCAUGACACCUACAGCAUGGAGAAACAAGAAUGUGUCCUCAGUACAAGGAUGCCGCAGCCGCACUAUCAUUUUCUAUGUUAAGUGGACCGUGAAAAUGGGGUAAAAUCUCUAGUUUGGCAUUAAAAUUAGAAAUAUCAUAUCAUAAAGAACAUGUGUAUUAAGUUUCAAGUUGAUUGGACUUCAGCUUCAUCAAAAACUUUAACCUGAAGCGGGACAGACGGACGGAUGGACUUUACGAUGCACGAGCCAGAAAAAUAAUGCCUAUAAAUGGGGCAUAAAAAAGCUAGCCUCACCGUAAGUCUAAGCUAGUAUUUUGAUUAAGCCAGUGUCAAAAUGUUAUGUAUAUUCAGAGUUUGAAGACAUUGAAACCCAAAUGUCAUUUUAGCAAUGUCAAGCGGCAUACUUCUACAACCGUAAAUUGUUUCAAAUUAAAUAUCUGAUAAGACCUGAUAUUAACUUAAAUUAGAAGUUAUAUUGAAACUCUUCCUUUAACUUCUCUUCAAUUUUGAUCAAAUUUGAGGACAUAAAAGUAUGAAAAUGCGACCAAAGGGUUUUAUACUUCGAUGACUGAAUUUUGUCGAAAAGCCGGCAUGAAAAAUAAAAUUAAUUUUCAGGCUACAAUUUUUUUUUGCCAAUCUCCCAAUCUUUUACUGUUUUUUUUAACUAUCAAAUUUCAUGUCAUAAACACGCAAAUGGGACAUUAUUUGUUAUAAGUUCACUCAUAAAACUGAGCACUCACAUGAAUUAGGGUGUUUUGUUGUCGCUAAUGUACAUUGUAGUAACACAUUUGAAUGUUCGGAAUGUUGACAUCUAUGAUACUUGUCUGUUUUGCUACUUCCUAUGCAUAUGCUGAAAGUUCAUGUCAAAGCAAAAACGGCAGAUAUGAUGUCACUGUCAAUGUUCGAGGUGAACCCAGCAAGGACAUUUCUCAAGUGAUUGCUUUCCAUGCCUUCAUCUCAAAAGAUGUAUAUCCGAAAGCGGGUGAGAGACUUGUAUUUGAUACAACAAAGGCAAAUGAAGGAAGUGUCUAUAACAGCAAUACUGGAGUAUUUACGUGUCCGAAGACAGGGAUGUACGUAUUUGUCUGGGUCAUCCGAAUGGUUACUGCCGAACAUUCAACUGAACUCAUGAUCAAUAAUUCUGUUCACGGGUCCACAUUUCUUCGUGCCAAGAAAGGAGACGAGGGAUCAGUCAGUGGUACAGUGGUUGCGCAUGUGUCAAAAGGUGAUACGGUAUAUGUCCGUAACCAUUCAGCAUAUGCCGGCGAUGGUAGAAUACAUAGUAACAUACACGGUAAACCAACAUUUUCUGGUUGGCUGCUCCAGUAGAUUCAGUUGUAAUUAAUAAAAAUGAUUUAACUGUUUACUA
Mytilus trossulus (common blue mussel) is the source of this 1570-nucleotide messenger RNA. Its product is annotated as caprin-2-like. Lineage: Eukaryota; Metazoa; Mollusca; Bivalvia; Mytilida; Mytilidae. The record is from RefSeq and is a predicted model, not a curated record. Gene Ontology annotation, molecular function: protein binding. The transcript is spliced from 2 exons. Bases 994 to 1530 code for a protein of 178 amino acids.